AUGAAAACACUCAUUCUUUUGCUGCUGGUGCUCCUGGACUUGGGGCUGGCUCAACAUCGGCUCCACAGGGUGCCCCUCAGGAGGCAUCAGUCCCUCCGGAAGAAGCUGCGGGCACGGGGCCAGCUCUCUGAGUUCUGGAAAUCCCAGAAUUUGGAUAUGAUCCAGUUCACUGAGUCCUGCACGAUGAGCCAGGAUGCCAACGAGCCCCUCAUCAACUACUUGGAUAUGGAAUACUUCGGCACCAUCUCCAUCGGCUCUCCACCGCAGAACUUCACCGUCAUCUUUGACACUGGCUCUUCCAACCUCUGGGUCCCCUCUGUGUACUGCACCAGCCCAGCCUGCAAGACACACGCCAGGUUCUACCCUUCCCAGUCCAACACAUACAGUGUGCUGGGGAGUCAUUUCUCCAUUCAGUAUGGGACUGGGAGCUUGUCUGGAAUCAUCGGAGCUGACCAAGUCUAUGUGGAAGGACUGGUUGUGGCCGGCCAGCAAUUUGGAGAGAGUGUCACGGAGCCGGGCCAGACCUUUGUGAACGCAGAGUUUGAUGGAAUUCUGGGCCUGGGAUACCCCUCCUUGGCUGUGGGAGGGGUGACCCCAGUGUUCGACAACAUGAUGGCGCAGAACCUGGUGGAUAUACCCAUGUUCUCUGUGUACAUGAGCAGUGACCCAGAAGGCGGUGCAGGGAGCGAACUCAUUUUCGGCGGCUAUGACCACUCCCAUUUCUCCGGGAAUCUGAACUGGGUCCCUGUCACCAAGCAAGGCUACUGGCAGAUUGCCCUGGAUGCAAUCCAGGUGGGAGGCGCGGUGAUGUUCUGCUCCGAGGGCUGCCAGGCCAUUGUAGACACAGGGACUUCCCUCAUCACAGGCCCCUCAGACAAAAUCAAGCAGCUGCAGAAGGCCAUUGGGGCCGAACCCAUGGAUGGAGAAUAUGGGGUGGAGUGUGCCAACCUCAACGUCAUGCCGGAUGUCACCUUCACCAUCAAUGGCGUCUCCUACACCCUCCAACCAACUGCCUAUACCCUGCUGGACUUUGUGGAUGGAAUGGAGUUCUGCAGCAGCGGCUUUCAAGGGCUUGACAUCCAGCCUCCCGCUGGGCCCCUCUGGAUCCUGGGUGAUGUCUUCAUUAGGCAGUUUUACUCAGUCUUCGAUCGUGGGAAUAACCGUGUUGGGCUGGCCCCGGCAGUCCCCUAA
Molecule: messenger RNA, 1191 nt
Organism: Neomonachus schauinslandi (Hawaiian monk seal)
Lineage: Eukaryota; Metazoa; Chordata; Mammalia; Carnivora; Phocidae
Gene: CTSE
Product: cathepsin E
Exons: 9
Coding region: 1-1191 (396 amino acids)
Biological process (GO): proteolysis
Cellular component (GO): endosome
Molecular function (GO): aspartic-type endopeptidase activity
Source: RefSeq, a predicted model, not a curated record